AUGCCGCUUACAACUUGUAUGGAUAAAUCAGAAGAAAGUGGACAUGAUGAAUAUGAUUAUGGAAGGAGAAUUCUGGAAAUUCAUGAAGGAAUAGUGUAUGAGUUUGUUCAGGAAUUCAUGCCAUGGGCUGAAGCCCAAGAGAGCUGUGAAAAACUUGGGGGACAUCUUCUUAGGGAUUUGAAUUUUAAGAUUAAGGAGCUCCUACAAACCCAGUCCACACAAACUGGACCGUGGUGGGUCAGUCGCGAGUUGAUGUAUAAAAAUUCAGUCAGUGGAUUUGAACCUGUCUCAUAUUCCCUUGUUAAAAGUGAUGGCAAAGAUGUGAAUAAAAAUCACUUUGCUUGCACCUAUAUGGUGAAAGAUCCAUUUCAGCUGGUGACCACACCCAACUGCAGUAUGAGCUUUAGCUCCCUUUGCACGCGAGAUUUAAAUACACAUCUAACGUCAAGUCCAGCAAACAAAAGGAGCCGAAGAAGUUUAACUGGCACAUUGUCGUUACUGACAAACUAUAUAGGAACUACUGCUGUGUUUUUGACGAAUAUCAAAGAUAUGUUGAAGGAUUUGGAGACAACAACUGAAGAAAUAUCAAAGGCCAAUAAGGUCAAAUAUCUGCAAAACAUAUAUGAUCACCUUCUAAAAAGCGGUGACUUGAAUGGAGAACAGCUUGAUGAAAUUAUGAACAGCACUGCAGCCAUACUUUUGUAUUCACAAGAGUGUGCACCUGACAAAAUGGGUGAUCUUGAGGAACUCAUCACUCUUGCUGGCCAAAUUUAUGGAUAUGCUCUCCCUGCUAACAGUAACAUUGUCAAGGAACUUCCAACAGGCACCAUUCAUGUCACCAGGUCAUUAUUAGCUGCAUGA
Molecule: messenger RNA, 861 nt
Organism: Carassius auratus (goldfish)
Lineage: Eukaryota; Metazoa; Chordata; Actinopteri; Cypriniformes; Cyprinidae
Exons: 6
Coding region: 1-861 (286 amino acids)
Source: RefSeq, a predicted model, not a curated record